Molecule: messenger RNA, 4059 nt
Organism: Eriocheir sinensis (Chinese mitten crab)
Lineage: Eukaryota; Metazoa; Arthropoda; Malacostraca; Decapoda; Varunidae
Product: pancreas transcription factor 1 subunit alpha-like
Exons: 4
Coding region: 2170-2907 (245 amino acids)
Biological process (GO): developmental process; regulation of transcription by RNA polymerase II
Molecular function (GO): DNA-binding transcription factor activity, RNA polymerase II-specific; RNA polymerase II transcription regulatory region sequence-specific DNA binding; protein dimerization activity
Source: RefSeq, a predicted model, not a curated record
UUGUUUCUUUUGUUUGCAGAAGGGAAGGCGUGUCGAGAAACGUAAACUCAACAGAAAGGAAGAAUGGCCCAGCUCAAGGCAAAACAACAGAGAGUGGUUUGUUAUCGUUGUUAGUGGCUAUUAAUGCUGUGAUAGUUGUUGUUUUUCCUUCUACAGAUGCUGAGGCGUAUCGAGAUGUGUAAAACCAACAGAGAGGGAGAAUGGCCCAUCUCAAGACGAAACCGCAGGCAGAGGUUUAUAAUCGUUGAAUUUUGUGAUCGCUGUUGCUUUCCUUCAUCUACUGAUGCUGGGGCGUGUCGAGGAACGUAAACCCCAAAAAGAGGAAGAGUGAUUCACGCUCAAGAUAAAACAUGACAGUGGUUUGUUUAUAAUCGUUGUUUGUGGCUAAAAGUUUUGUGAUCGCUCUUGUUUUUGCUUCGUCUAGAGAUGCUGGGGAGUAUAAAAAAUAUUAAGAAACGUAAACUCGGCAAAGAGGAGCUCAAGACAAAAUAACAGACAGUGGUUUAUAAUCGUUGUUUGUGGCGAAGGGUUUUGUGAUAGCUCUUGUUUUCCUUCGUCUGCAGAUGCUGAGGAGUAUCAAGAAAUGUAAACUCGGCAAAGAGGAGCCCAAGACAAAAUAACAGACAGUGGUUUGUUUAUAAUCGUUGUUUGUGGCGAAGAGUUUUGUGAUCGCUCUUGUUUUUCCUUCGUCUACAGAUGCUGAAGUGUAUCGAGAAACGUAAACCCCCAAAAGAGGAAGAGUGAUUCACGCUCAAGAUAAAACACGACAGUGGUUUGUUUAUAAUCGUUGUUUGUGGCUAAUAGUUUUGUGAUCGCUCUUGUUUUCCUUCGUCUACAGAUGCUGGAGUGUAUCGAGAAACGUAAACCCAACAAAGAGGUAAUAUGACCCUAAAGUCCAGGGAGCAGACAGUGGCUUGUAAGGCCCGUUGUUAAUGUCCUGUAAAAUCUUGAUCGCUGACGGCUCUAUUACUGCGGGGUGUCGGCUUGGCUCCCUCAGCUGCCAGCCAUCAACACGCCCCCGCCCGCUGGCUUAAUAAUUGACCUGCUGACGCCCACAAGCCACGCCUAGUUCUCCCCGAGGCCUCGCCCACCGCACGCUCCCGCUCCCUCAUUGGCCGCCGCCUCUUAUCAGGGAUGGAGGUUAGGAUAUCAAGCGACGAUUUGACCAAGUGCUCAUUAAUCUGCACUAGUUAUUUACUGUUACCGUGUUCAUCCUUCACGUGUCCGGGUAUUAGAGUAGUGCCGCAUAGCAGUGGUGUCUCACUCGCCUCUGCUACGAGUUGUGGAGGAGGGGGAUGAAAGUGGCCAUGUCGUUGGUUAUCGUACAUGUGGCUUCCCGUCGGGACUGCAGAAAAGGCCAGCCUCAGCACCACGUGUUGGCCACUUUAGUGUUCCAUUACUGCAGGGUUUGAGGAGGGUGUGUGUGCUACUCUCCCUCCGCUCCAAGGGACGGAAUAGCAACUGGUGGUGUGACUCGUACUCCAAGGCACUUCGUCUCCCCAAUCGUCGCCGCAAGACAACUCGCCUCUCAUCCCGGUGUGGCGCCAGUAACUUGCGUCUUGCUGUGUUCCCGUGAGUUUAGUUUGUCAAGAGCGUGCCAGGGAUCGCGUUUAGUAUCUCCAAAAUGCCUCAGAACCGGCUAUGAAACGUUAGUUGGAAACGUGUGCAGAUUCGUAAACUUCCAUUAGCCAAACAGGUGCUUGACUCCAUUCGAAGGAGUUCCCUUUGCCCCCAUGAUAAGGAGGAAGAAAAAGUAUCUGUAGACGCCGUAAGAGAGGCUUGAUUUUAUAUCAUGCCCUCGCUGUCCUGACAUGCUUUUUCUGGCUCGCUCUACUUGUAACGUUGAGACACUGAACAGUUUGCUACUGAAUAAUAUGGAAAGGAAGGCACGUUACCAAACAAGUCUUGUCACCCAUUAGAACAAGCAGCAGUUUGUCUCAGCAGCAGCGAACAAGGAAGAAGACACGGCAAGAAAAAACAGCGCUCAAAACUCGAAACAGAAGAAUCGUCGCGCACAAGUAUUCAUAAAGCAACAUAAAAGAGAAAAAAUAGACAUCCAUUCCAUCCAGAACAAUCGAACAGAGUAAUCAAACGAGGUUUAAGCGAAACAACUACAGUAUCAGCCAUCACCACAUCGACUCCGUGACGUCUCUCCGCUCCGCCGUCACCAUGUACAGCCUCGAGAACGUGAACCUCGAAGCAGUGAACCGCCAGUGGAUGAGUUCGAGCAACUAUCUGGAGUGGGACCUGCCAGCCUCCACCUCCCUGCCAGCCGGUGUCUUCCCGGCCGCCUCCUGCUCCCCCUCCUCCUCCUCCCCGUCCUCUUCCUCCGCCUACUCCUGUCCGCCCGCCAACACUGACCCCUGGGCGCCCUGGGCCUCCCCGCAGAAGUCUCAGCAGGAGGACUCUCUGGUGGCGUCUGGGCUGCGGGAGGGUCGGCGGCGGCGGCGUGUGUGUCCCAUGGCCCAGGUGAGGCAACGACAGGCGGCCAACAUGAGAGAGAGGCGGCGCAUGGCUUCUAUCAACGACGCCUUUGAGGGGCUCCGGGCGCACAUCCCUACCAUGCCUUACGAGAAGAGGCUGUCCAAGGUGGACACGCUGCGGCUGGCCAUCGGGUACAUCACUUUCCUCUCAGACAUGGUAGAGACCAAUCCCUCGCUUCAGACGGGCGACCACGCCAACAACAACAACGGCAGCGACAGUGCGAACACUAACAAGAUCCUGGUGAAGAGCGCCGUCACGACCUAUGGCGGCGGCGGCGGCGACGUGGGUCUGGGCAUGGGCUGCGAGGAGGGGGAGGAGAUCGCCGCCUUCACCGAGCUCUCGUGGGCGUCGCAGAAGGAGGAGGUCGUGAACGGGAGAGUCAACACCUCGCUCUGGACGCCCUCGCAGACCCUCGCCAACUGACACGCCCACCACCACCCUCCCACGCCUAUCACUACUAUCUGACACGCCCAUCACCACUAUCUGACACGCCCACCACCACCCUCUGGCCCCAGCACCACGCCCAUCACCACUAUCUGACACCCCCAUCACCACCCUCUGACCCCAGCACCACGCCCAUCACCACUAUCUGACACGCCCACCACCACCCUCCGGCCCUUUCACCACGCCCAUCACCACUAUCCUCUCCGCCUCACGCCCUCACCAAAUGACACGCCCACCACCUAUAUCACUCACUCAUCAUCAUCACCAUCACCAACCUCAUGAUCACACCCACCCACAUCACCUCCACGUCUCUCCCCCCUCCCUCCCUCACCAUAUAAUCACCACCACCACCACCAUCAUCACCACCAACCUCACAUUCACACGCCCGCCACCACGAUCAUGCCUCCCCUGCCUCACCAUCAUUAUCACCAUCUUCAUCACCAUCACGCCCCCCCACCCUCCCUCCCUCACCACCAUCAUCACCAUCACGCCCCUUUCACUCCCUCAUCACCAUUACGUUGAAGAUAAUUCGCCGGAAAGAUUUGGAUGUCGCAGGUUAGGGUAUACUCUUUGAUUCAACUGGCUAUGUAAUGUAACGUCUUCGAAUUCAACCCUUUUCUUGUUGGGCUAAUGUAGAGUUAUUUAUGGGGGUGGAAUUCUAAUAAGUGUCUCCAUUUUCAUCAUCAUCAUCAUCUUCGCCACCUGAUAUCACCCACCUGUAGAUUAUUAUUUCCACUUUCCCUUCUCCCUACUUCGUGUUCCCUCCGUGUAUACCUCCUUCCCUCGAUCCAUCCCUCCUUCCGUCAUUGGUCUACUUCAUGACUAAGCUCGUAAUGAUUAACCGAUUCUUAUUUAGUGAAGUAUACCUCGAUUGAAAACUCUACCGAGAACAACUCAUGGGACUAUAGGGUUAUAAAACGCAUAUUCCCAAUGGUGUUUUCCUCAAGAAGUGUGACAAAUGUGAAAGAAUGAAAAUAGUCCAAAAUACGUAUAAUGAAAUCGAAGUGUCGGACGGAGGAGGAGGAGGAGGAGGAGGAGGAGGAAGAGCUAGUAGAAAAAGUAGAGAAAAAGUUUAAGUUUUUUGUACCUUCUGAAGACGAGAGGAUGUGUAAAAAAAAGGAGGCUAGAAAA